Messenger RNA from Ceratina calcarata, 527 nucleotides. RefSeq names its product heat shock factor-binding protein 1. Gene Ontology annotation, biological process: cellular heat acclimation. The record is from RefSeq and is a predicted model, not a curated record. Gene Ontology annotation, molecular function: transcription corepressor activity. Gene Ontology annotation, cellular component: nucleus; cytosol. The coding region runs from base 197 to 451 and encodes 84 amino acids. The transcript has 3 exons. NCBI's taxonomy places the organism in Eukaryota, Metazoa, Arthropoda, Insecta, Hymenoptera, Apidae.
CGAAAGAUGGAACUUUAUUUACAUUUGUUAAAUCGAUGCGUCGGGUGGUCGGUGGUUUGCGUUAUACCAGAGCUGGUUAUACGUAAUAAAGAUACUGGUUGAUUCAAAGCUUUCGCAUGCGCUCGAAUUAAACAGCGAGUUCGAAAGGACGAUAUUUAUUUAAUUCUGAAACGAAGUUAACACAAAUUGCUCAGGUAUGGCAGAAAUUAAACAAGAACAUAAAGUCGAGGAUACGGAUAAUUAUGGAAUGGCUAAUAGUGCGGAACCUAAAAAUAUGCAAGAAUUGACGGAAUACGUCCAAACGCUGUUGCAAAAUAUGCAAGGAAAAUUUCAAACAAUGACAGAUCAAAUUCUUGGAAAAAUAGAUGAAAUGGGAAACAGGAUAGAUGAUUUAGAAAAAAAUAUUACAGAUUUAAUGACACAAGCUGGCGUUGAAGGAGGUGAUAAAUAAUUGUAUUUAUUAUAAGAUUGACAUUAAUGUUUAAACAGAAAUCAUCGUUUUGAUAAAUAUCAUUGAGUAAGAACAA